Molecule: messenger RNA, 735 nt
Organism: Diaporthe citri
Lineage: Eukaryota; Fungi; Ascomycota; Sordariomycetes; Diaporthales; Diaporthaceae
Exons: 3
Coding region: 1-735 (244 amino acids)
Source: RefSeq, a predicted model, not a curated record
AUGGUUUCUUUCAAGAUCUCUCAUGUCCUGGCUCUCGCCUCCGCCGUGGCCGCUGCUCCUACUGAGCUCCUUGAGGCCCGCGCAACAGUUGCUCACGACUCUAUCGCCCCCGUCGCUCAGCGAAUCCAGACAGGUGGCCUCGGCAAGAUCAUCGAGACCUUCAAUCCUCUCCUCCACAUUGCUCAUGGCUGCCAGCCUUACCCUGCCGUUGCCGAUAAUGGUGACACCAGCGGCGGACUUCAGGACAGCGGCAGUGGUACGGGUGGCUGCCGGGACCAGAGCAAGGGCCAGACCUAUGCCCGCGCUGGAACCGUUGAUGGAAAAACGGUUGUAAUGUACACAUGGUACAUGCCAAAGGACCAGCCUGUUGAUGGCAACACUGCCGGGGGCCAUCGCCACGAUUUCGAGAACAUCGUGAUCCAGAUCGACGACCCGAACGCGGCAACCCCCAAGAUCAUCGGCGCGGCUGCCUCCAGCCACAGCGGCUACAGCAAGGCCGCCGGCGGUGUCCCCCAGAUGGAGGGUAACAGCCCCAAGGUCGAAUACUUCACCACCUUUCCCACCAACCACGAGCUGCAGUUCACGGACACCGUGGGCAAGACCUACCCCAUCUCUGACUGGGACGCCAUGCCCCAGGCGGCCAAGACUGCCCUCCAGGACACCGACUUCGGCAGCGCCAACGUCCCCUUCAAGGAUGGCAACUUCGAGUCCAAGGUCCGCGAGGCUCUGGCUUAA